Ustilago hordei is the source of this 279-nucleotide messenger RNA. RefSeq lists its product as uncharacterized. The transcript has a single exon. Bases 1 to 279 code for a protein of 92 amino acids. NCBI's taxonomy places the organism in Eukaryota, Fungi, Basidiomycota, Ustilaginomycetes, Ustilaginales, Ustilaginaceae. The record is from RefSeq and is a predicted model, not a curated record.
AUGCGUUUCACAGCCACCUUCCUCGUCCUGGCUCUCGCCGGUCUCUCCCCCGCCAUGGCCGCUCACCGGGCCAUAUGUACAAACAACACUAACGGCACUGGUGGGACCAACGUCCAGGUCACUAAGGACUGCUGUGCUGCCACUAGAGAGCAUAAGUCUACUGCCUUCAACGAAGCUGCUAAAGAAUGCCAAGACGCUCUUGGCGCUGGGAACGGACUCAACUUGGGUAGAUUCGUUGCGUGCUGCGGUAGCCGUGGCGCUGGAAGCUCUGGCAGUUGA